This is a messenger RNA of Chaetomium globosum CBS 148.51, 3396 nucleotides long. RefSeq lists its product as uncharacterized. The transcript is spliced from 2 exons. The coding region runs from base 1 to 3396 and encodes 1131 amino acids. The record is from RefSeq and is a predicted model, not a curated record. NCBI's taxonomy places the organism in Eukaryota, Fungi, Ascomycota, Sordariomycetes, Sordariales, Chaetomiaceae. Gene Ontology annotation, biological process: regulation of mitotic cytokinesis. Gene Ontology annotation, molecular function: GTPase activator activity.
AUGCAGGCCGUGCCGAGUCUCGUGGGAGCCGGCGCUACUGCCGCUGCCGCUGCCGCUGGCUUAGUCUUUGGCCAACCCCCCGAACCCGAAGCGCCGUGGUCGAGCCCGAUUCAACACGGAUUUCCCGCCGACUACGACGGUUUCCGAGGACAGCCUACGCCUCGCCGUCCGAGCACGAGCGCCGUCCCAAACUAUUACGCUUGCCCGUCGCCAGCCGAGGAAUUCCCGUACGCCUCUUUCCACCAGCUUACCGAUGUACCCCCAGGCCCUCUUACUUCACACCCGACAAGCCCAACAAGUCUAACGAGUGCCCCACGACCUCUUACCGGGAUUUCUGUCUCAUCGCCGCGGUCCAGCAGUAGGAGACAGUCGUUCGUACGACCAGGUGAUCUAGCGUCGCAGCCCAUAGCGGAGAAUUGUAGGGAUUCGAUAUCAUCGAAGGAGUCUUGGAUACGGCGACUGUCUCUUCGGCCCUUGUCCCAACAUGGGAGCCGAAGGUCAAGCAUGGGCCCAGACUCGUCGUCCAUGACCUUUUCGCAUGGCUCUGGCGUUCCGAUACUUGGACAAUCACCCACUUCCCAUGCUUCUCCGAACAAACUGGUCAAGAGAACAACGUCCGGGAAAAACGGGACCGCAGGGGAGCCGACACGUCGAGGCUCCAUAUCGCAGGUUUUGACACUUCGAAGGCCUGCUACCAGCCACCAACGUUCCGCGACGAUGCAACAAUUCCAGAAUCAGAGUGCUUUCGUUGAGCCGCUUUCGCCAGACGCGAAGGCCCCAUUUGACAGCUAUAGCCCAUCGCCGACCUCCAUGACUUUCCCGCCGACGGCGGAAAAUGGCCGGCAGCCAAAAAAAUGGACCUCAUUUUUCCAUGCUCGGCGCUCAGUUUCAUCAGGGCGAGAUUUCUCUAGCUUACCCCCCGGGAGCGGCCCCCACCACAACAUAUUUCCACGAAAGAGGUUGUCAUUAGCCCGGGGUUAUAUCUUCCGCGCCUACCUCACAAAACCAAGUGAUAUUGCCGACGUUCCUGUCUUGAAAGACGAAGUUGAGGCGCCGUCGGAUCAUUUCGCGAGUGGGGAAACGGAGGAGGCGUUUGCGACAACAAGCGACCCGUCCAAUUCGACCAACUCCAGCGAAGAGCAACCCCCAAGAAAGUCCAUGUCGAUGCAUUUCAGCUCAGCCGGUAACUGGAUUUCGAGGACCGGAAGCACUCGGCGCCCAAGACGGAGUACCAUUGACGCAAAGACAGGAGCGGGCCGAUAUACCCCGGACUCGGGGGCUGCGCCGCGCGACCAAGCCCACUCCCCGGUUAAACCAGGGCUCGAAGGAAUUCAUGCGCCACCAGAGGCUCGAGAAAACCCUCAGCGGCAACCCGAAUAUGAAUUCAGCUCAGCCGAACUCCCCCGAACCCGCAAGAGAAAUUCUUCGUCUCCCUUACCCCCUCUCAACCGCCUCUCUAGUUUCAAUCUGGAUAUCCCACGGAUUGGCUCGCCCGGCCCCACUCGGGCGCUUCAUAGCCCCAUCAAUUACUCUCAAACCCCAUCGGUCACUACUCACAGCCGAGGGCCGUCGGGCGAGCGAUCCGUGACCCUCGCUGGCUCCGACGUGUCGGCUCGUGAUGGUGUUUUUGGAGACGAAGAGGACACGGACUUCAGGAGUGACGGCAUGUAUGACUCUUUCCGCACUGGCGCUUCUUCUGGUCGUAUGAGAUCUGUCGAGACGCCGGUCGAGUCCAUGUUUGAUGAUUCCCCCCCUAACACCGCGAGCAACACCAAGACAAAACGGUUGUCAAUCCAGGAAAUGCUCGGGCGCUCUUGGGAUGGCGAAACGAAGAUUACUGAGGAGGACGAGGGCGUCGACACGCCCAUCAGGCCGACGCAUGUGGUCGAGGCGCCCGGGUUUGGCCCCAAGAGUCGGAAGGAGACCGCUUUUGAGUUUGACGCUACACAUGAGCUGUCGCUGGGCAGCCGCGACUUUGGACGGUUGUCGUUUGAUGAUGAUGAGGAUGAUGACUGGGCACGAGAUGACGAGAAUACUCUUAGCAAUCAUCUUUCACCGCCGAGCUCGACCAACUCCCGCCGCGUCAGUCCUACGUUCAGGCAAGCCCUCAGGAAUGUAAGCGGCUGUGCUAGCCUCGAUUCCCAGGGGGAUAGCUUCAGCGACCGACCGAGGAGCAACAUCUUCGAUUGGUCCGAGCCUUCAGUUCACGACAAAUUCGACACGGAUUUGCCACGGCCAAAGACGGUACACGGAAAGCAGGAGUUGGAUUUGAGAGGAGGCCGUGCCACAAACCGCAAACCACCUGGUGCCGCUCACGUACGCAGUCAGAGUGUUCCCCUUCUUGUUCCCGAUUUAUCAGAUGGCUCGAAGCCGCCGCCAAAGUUCGGGACUUGGGGUUUGGGGACCAAGACGGCUAGCGAGGACUGGGACGACGACUUCGAAUUCGAUGAUGAGGACGAGCCUGCAAUCUGCUCUCCGGGAGGCAAGGACUCGGCCACGAGCUUUGCAAUGGUAGUCCCCGCUUCGAUCCGGGCAACGCAACCGAGCGUAAGAGCACACUCCGGUCAGAUCCGGGAAUUGUCAUUACUGGUCAACGACUUGAAACGGUUAUGCCGGCAUGGCAAAGACCUCGAUAUUCUGAAAGGACCGAUGGCAACCAAGUGGGCAGAGGCCGAGAGUAUCAUUGCCUUGGCGUCUCCGGACGAGGACGAGGACGAGGAACUAGACUCAAUACGGACAUCGAACGACUUCGAUCGGUCCAAGAUCGAGGACCGGUUUCUGGAGGAAGGGUUUGACAGUCACCUUCUUGAUCACAUGGAUGACCCCUUUGGGCUUCCGGAACCUGAAAUGUCCAAGACAGCGGUUAUACGGGAGCGACAUAGCCCUCGGCGGCGGUCCGUAUUCUCGCCCGAAGACGAUAUCUUUGGCAACUGGCCGCUGAACGAAGGGGGUGGGACCCCUGCAAAGUCAUACACGCCCAGUCGAUGCUCGAGCCCGAGUCGAACCUCUACGAUCAUCUCUACCGUGAUCGAAGCCAUGAAGCAGCAGCAAAAGUCCGACCGGAUCAAGACCCCGGCUCCCAAGAUCCCGGACGCGAAGCUAUUUUUCGACACCAAUAGCUCCCAGGAACUGGUCAAGCGGGCGGGGCAGUUACGAGACUCGCUCUCGGACGCCGUCCGCAGGGCCGAGUUGCUCACUCAAAGCCCUGCCGGGACGCCCCGCCGUGAACGGCACUCCCGCCACCAUAAUCCCGAUGGCAGCCCCGCGUUCACGCGGGUCUUUGUAGACCCGGGCUCGAGUCCACCGAGGCGCCUACCCACCAGUCGCAGUACUCCUUCGAUUCUGAGUAGGACAUCAGUCGAUUCGCCGCGGAUGCAAAUGAUGACCGUCAACUAG